Molecule: messenger RNA, 635 nt
Organism: Bactrocera tryoni
Lineage: Eukaryota; Metazoa; Arthropoda; Insecta; Diptera; Tephritidae
Product: serine protease inhibitor dipetalogastin-like
Exons: 1
Coding region: 86-571 (161 amino acids)
Molecular function (GO): protein binding
Source: RefSeq, a predicted model, not a curated record
GUUUAUUCCAGCAAAUUCGCGAAUUUACACGUAUUUUUCGAACGAAAGAAUUCUAUUUUUCUAAUUUCUAACAAAGCUGUGCAAAAUGAAGAUUUCAAUGAAGUUUUCUCUUAGCCUGCUGCUGUUGUUGUGCUGUAGCCUUUACCAGGUAUACGCUAGCAUCGGCGCCGAAGCGGCAGCUAUCAACGCCAUCGAUGUGGAUUGCAUUUGCGGCCGCGACUAUUCGCCAGUCUGCGCCUCCGAUUCGUUAACCUACAGCAACCGUUGUUUGUAUGAAUGUGCACGCAACAAGUUGAAGGCCAAGGGCCGCAGUUUGGAGCUGGUGCGUUCGGGAGCUUGCGCUGGCGAGUCACUGGGUAGAAAGCAUUCGGCGGUUGCGGAGCCGCUUGUGGCGGCCGUUGCUGAGGAAGAUAAUGACUUGGAUUCAUGCAUCUGCGAUCGCAGCUUGAAACCGGUUUGCGGCUCAGACAAUCGCACCUACAACAACGCAUGUCUCUUCGAGUGCAAGCGCUCAAUAUUGGCUCGAUUGGGAAAAGUAUUGUCCAUCCUGCGCCAGGGAGCUUGCAAUUGAGUUAGAUUUCGUUGCUGCAUGUCGAAAAUAUUUUAAAAUGUUUACUAAAUAAAUUUCAAUAAAG